This is a messenger RNA of Perkinsus marinus ATCC 50983, 441 nucleotides long. Its product is annotated as WD repeat domain containing protein. The record is from RefSeq and is a predicted model, not a curated record. Lineage: Eukaryota; Perkinsozoa; Perkinsida; Perkinsidae. The transcript is spliced from 6 exons. The coding region runs from base 1 to 441 and encodes 146 amino acids. Gene Ontology annotation, molecular function: protein binding. Gene Ontology annotation, biological process: regulation of transcription by RNA polymerase II; cytoskeleton organization; regulation of cell shape. Gene Ontology annotation, cellular component: nucleus.
AUGGUCUGUAUUCGGUCAUCGUACACCAGCACUAGGAACUCCAGUGUGAUGUAUUGUGUCCGUUUUGCAUGUAACUCCCGUGUUAUCGUCACUGGUGGGGAUGACUAUCGAUUAAGGGUAUGGGAGACUAAGACGGGAAGGUUGAAGUCGACUUUGGCUGGCCAUACUGGAGAGGUUAUGGAAACUGCUGUUAACUACUGUGAUACGAUAAUUGCCUCGUCUGCUACUGAUAAAACAGUAAGUGAUGAAGACCAACAAAGUCGUCCUUUAACAACUCUCCAAUUCACUGCUGAGGUCCACUUUAUGGCUUUCUCUCCAUCUAAGGAUCAUGAGCAAGUCUUCAUAACAGUUACAUGUGAUGGUGGUAUUUUUAUAUGGGAUCUAACUACGGUCACCAGAGACAACGGGGGAGAGGUGCUUAGUGCAUAUUGCAAGUAUUAA